AUGCUGAAUGCCCCGGCUGCUGAAGGGGUGCUGAAGGCUCCGGCUGCUGAAGAGGUGCUGAAUGCUCCGGCUGCUGAAGAGAUGCUGAAGGCUCCGACUGCUGAAGAGGUGCUGAAGGCAAGGCAUGUGCAACCGCUAGGCGUUCUUGUCGAUUAUGGCGGGAUAUCGGCUCGUCGCGGCACGAAGAAUCUCAUCAGCAAGAUUCAUUUUGACUGA
Penicillium alfredii is the source of this 216-nucleotide messenger RNA. RefSeq lists its product as uncharacterized. The transcript has 2 exons. Bases 1 to 216 code for a protein of 71 amino acids. NCBI's taxonomy places the organism in Eukaryota, Fungi, Ascomycota, Eurotiomycetes, Eurotiales, Aspergillaceae. The record is from RefSeq and is a predicted model, not a curated record.